CCAAAAUAAUUUGACAUACAUGUGUUCAGAGAGAUGUUAAUGGUAUGUGUAAUGUAUUUAAGACAUGAUCGUGUUUUUUAAAACUAGUAGUGGCAUUAAUUUAUGUCCUGUGUCUUUUAAUAGGUUAUGGAAUUGAUUAAAUUUACAAUCAUUAUGAUAAUAAAACAACAACAACAAAAGCAACUAUAUUCUGUGUCAGUGAAAGCAUCAGAGGGCCUGUUAUGUAGCAGUAGGAAAUUCUGAUGGGAGCCUGUUGUCUUUGUUUAUUCUGCAGCAUGCUUCAUUUGGCUGAUUUGGCCAACAGAUUCCAUUCUCUUUCUGUAACUGGAAUUUGUCAGCCGCACUAUGAAACAAGGAUGACUCACAUCUCUGCCAUCCCUCUGGAACUUAUCAUGUAUAUUUUCAAGUGGGUAGUGUCCACAGAGCUUGAUAUGAAGUCUUUGGAACACUUGGGACGGGUUUGUAAAGGUUUUUAUGCCUGUGCUAGAGAUCCAGACAUAUGGAAACUUGCUUGUCUCAGGGUCUGGGGAGUUAACUGUGGCAGUGCCGUGGAGUGGAAUGGCUCAUGGCGACUGAUGUACAUUGAACGCCCACACCUUCUGUUUGUUGGUGUCUAUAUAAGUAAGACUUCAUAUAUCAGACAAGGAGAAAAAAACCUGGAUAUGUGCUACCGGCCAUUCCAUGUGGUGGAAUAUUAUCGUUACAUGAGAUUUUUUAUUGAUGGGACUGUUGUAAUUCACACAAGUGCAGAUGAACCUGUUACUGCUAUUCCAAGGCUGAAACUCAAGCACGGUGGUAAUCCAUCUGUUUCAGUGGGUCAUUACAGACUGUCUGGGGAUAGGGUCAUCAUUGUUGUCCGUAAAACAGUUACUGGUGAAGGCCACAAUCAGUCCAGAGGUCGACGAUCUAAAGGCCCUCCGCCAACCAUCUUGGAACAAGUUUUUCACAUGGAAUUACAAAUCAACAGUAGUGGACGUCGCCACCAUAAUCAGCUCACAUGGAUGCAUUACACUGUUAAUACAACCUACAGGUCAUCUGGUCAGACAGUGAGCUCACAGUUUGAUUUAAAUAACCAGUUUCCACCAUUGUACUUCUCCCCUGUCAGAAGUUUCAGCAGCAAUGCCAUAGCACCAUUAGAUUAGCACUGCUUAAUCAAGGAAGGACUUGGCUUCUUUAAUUUAAGAUCUGAGGCCCCUGGCCAUAAUACAUAUACACGAACAGAAAAUUGAAAUGUGUACAUUGUCUGUGUCAGGGCUCGACACUAACUUUUCAACUUACUAGCCAAGUGGCUAGUGAUAACUUAGAUGUUACUAGCCAAAACCUUUUUUUGUACUAGCCAAGCAUUGUGGUUGGCUACUUUAUUACAUGAAAUUUUCGCGACAUGUUUAUUUCGUCACUUGGGGUGUGCAUACUCAAAUUCGGCAAUUUUGCAAAAAUUUUGCAUUUUGAAUCACUUUAACUUCGCGGUUUUGAGUAACACAAAAUUUAUCUUCUUGGCAAUGCUACUUAGACAUGUCUUUGAAUGUAGUAAACUGACUCUAUCAAAGGUACAAUAACGUCAAAAGUAA
Molecule: messenger RNA, 1568 nt
Organism: Orbicella faveolata
Lineage: Eukaryota; Metazoa; Cnidaria; Anthozoa; Scleractinia; Merulinidae
Product: F-box only protein 9-like
Biological process (GO): SCF-dependent proteasomal ubiquitin-dependent protein catabolic process
Cellular component (GO): SCF ubiquitin ligase complex; cytoplasm
Molecular function (GO): protein binding
Source: RefSeq, a predicted model, not a curated record